This is a messenger RNA of Lottia gigantea (owl limpet), 4185 nucleotides long. RefSeq lists its product as hypothetical. Gene Ontology annotation, biological process: protein localization to kinetochore; attachment of spindle microtubules to kinetochore. NCBI's taxonomy places the organism in Eukaryota, Metazoa, Mollusca, Gastropoda, Lottiidae. Gene Ontology annotation, cellular component: nucleus. The transcript has 24 exons. The coding region runs from base 70 to 4185 and encodes 1371 amino acids. The record is from RefSeq and is a predicted model, not a curated record.
UGCGCAUACUAAUGGCGGAAUCUUUAAGUGAAAAUAAAAUUUGAAACUGAAAGACUGUGGCACGGAAAAAUGGAGAAUAAAAGUGAAAAUGAUCACAGUCAUGGACAUAGCAGGAAAAGAGAUGGCAGAAGAUCUUCAGGGAUAUUGAAGAUGAAAAGACCUUGUUUAGCUGAAAUCCCAACAGAUCAAGUUAUAGAACAAGUGCCGAAAGAGGAAACAGUAGAUUGUAAAAGAUUAUCAAGAAGAGUGAGUUUUGCAGAAAGAUGUAUUGUCAAAGAAUUUCCCAAAGAUUCUCCAAGAAUAUGGGACCAAAGCCCAGAUGGAAAUUCAAAUAAAGAUGAUUCAGAUGAAACUUUGACUGAGGACAUAUCUGGCAAUAUAUCAGGGUUAGAUUCAUUAUUAAAUGGUGAAAUACAAAGUAAAGAAAAUAAAAAGAAUGAUAAGAGUAUAUUAAACAGUACUAGACUAGAUAUGGUUGAUAUGGAAAUGACAUCUUGUUAUGAGGGAGAUGUAUCAAUACAUCAAACAUCAAUGGUUGCUCAAAAACUGUCUCCAACUGCCUCAGCUUUAUCUUUUAUCACUACAUUAAAUCCAACUCCCACUGAACUAGUUCAGGAUGAAAAACCCCGUGUAAAAUCAACAGGUCCAGUUUUAAAUUUUGAAACAGAUGCUGACAAUGGAGAAUUUACAAUGGAUUUAACCAGUUGUUUGGAUUAUACGAAAUCUCUGUGUGAUAGGGAGAAUAUUAUGGAAACAACAGAAGUUGUGACAGCAACUACAAUGACCAAACGGCAAAGCUUAGGUGAUAUCACAAGAAGAUUUUCGUCUGGACCCAUGGCUGAAAUGGAACUGACCGCUUGUGUUGCCUCUGAUCAAACAGUAGCUGAAAUAGAGGAGAAUUCUGCAGCUGAGCAGGCUGAUCUGGAGCUCCAACAGAGUAUUUAUCAGAAAGGUACCAGUCCUGUUAAAGCUCAGAAAACACCAAUUGGCAUAUCAAAGGAAAAAUUUCACUUUGAUGACAAAGAAAAUGUUGGGAGUCGUCCUAACUUUGACUUUUCUUUACAUCAGAACUUUGAUGAUGAUGAUGAUGACAAAGAUAUGGACAUUACUUUCAAGGACACAACUCAGCAGUUGUUGGGAGCUAAUAUUGAGAACAUGGUUGUUCAAACCAAAACUCCAAAAUCUGAAAAAGACACAAAAGAUUCAGAGAGAGAAAAUAUCAUCCAACUUCAUCCUCAGACUUCCCUCAGCAGCAUUCAGCCUCAGACUUCUCAAGCCAAGAGAAGGUCAACCAGUUUGAGUGCUGAGGAAUCAAAAGAAAAUGAUGCUGAUCUCUCAAAAAGUCAAUCCUCAGUAGCUGACAAAGGAAUUGUUUCCAGAUGUCCUCAGUUUGACUUUUCCUUACAUCAGGGUUUGGAUGAUGAGCUUGAAUUCUCUUUCAAAGAUUCAACUCAACAAUUAUUAGGAGCAAAUGUCAGGACUUCCAUUGACAUGAAAGAGCAACUACCUCCAAAGGAAGAGAUUAAUGGGCAAGUUCCUCAGAAAGAAGCUACAAUUAUAGAAAAAAAUCAUCAGAAGGAAGCUACCACGGAGAAAAUUUCACAGAAAGAAGCUACAAUAGAGAACAUUCCUCAGAAGGAAGCUACCAUAGAGAUGAAUCCUCCUAAGAAAGAAGCUACAAUGGAGAAAAUUCCUCAGAAGCAGCAAGUUCUUAAGAAAGAAGGGAAGGUGGAGACUUCAAAAUUGAAGUCCAACAGGCUACCAAGUCUUUCAAAAGAAAAAGAGGCCGACAUUAGUGGCAUUGAUUUCUUGGAACAAAGUCAAAGCCCUAGUAUCGAUUCAGGAGAAAUUUUCAAACAAAAUGAAAACAAAACAGAGAUUAAUAAACCUGCACCAAAUGUUACCUUUUCAUCAAGGAAAACAUCCUCAUCUAAAGCUCCAGGUGCUUAUUUAAGUGGUAUGGAUCUGCUCGAUGACUCACUAAGUCUGAGCAAAGUUUUGGGCACUCAUGAUUCAGUCCUUGAAAAAUCUCAAACAAGCAAAUUGAAUGAAGUUCGACAACCUUAUUCACCAAAUCGUUCAGAAAACGCAGAUUUGAAAAGAAGACUUCACAACUUAGACUUGACUCAAGUAGAAGUUGACACCAGAAUGAAACUACAUCGAAAAGACUCAGAAAAAGAGGCUCCUGUUGUUGCUCAAAAUGAAAAAGAAUUGCAAGGACCCGUUUUGAAUUUUUUGAAUACCAGUUCUGCAACAGACCAAUCCAUUCUGAGUCAGUCAUUUAUGUCUUCCAUAAAAAAUAAAACUGUUGAUGAAACCACGCUGAACGAAUUGCCAUCAGUGCAAAACAUGAAGAUUCCUUCUUUAACUGUUCUGGAUAAAUCUCUCUCCAAAGAUGUGAAAGAUUCAGAGCAAGAAAAAUCCUUACAAAAUAGAGGUUGUGCUGAUCUUGCUAAGGUGAACCAGACACUACCAAAUAAGGAAGUAUCUAUGUCACAUGAUAGUUCACCUUCUGCUUCUGUAGAGCAGACUGUCUCACUAAAUGACAACAGAGGAGAUAAAUCAAUGGCCAUUGAAGACAAAUCACAGAUUGGAGCUUCCUUGAUGUUUAAAGAAAAUGAUUUGAAUAUUAGUGAUGAACCAAUGCCCUGUGAAAUGACAAAGAAUGAGAUACCAACUACUACCUUUACCUUACCAGAUAUUGGUAAUAAAUCUUGUACUGAUCAGAAUAUUACUACUGGUACCAACAGCUCAAAUAAUAGCUCCAGGACUAACUCAUCAAUAUUCAAUACCACCAAUACCUCAACUAAGCCCAAUGAACCCUGGACAUAUGACAUGUUUUGUGAAAAGAUGUCUAUAUAUACAGUAGAUAAAGGUUCUACUAGACGAGCUAGUAUAGUAUUGAAAGAGAAAGUUGAUAUGGAAAGUUUCCAGGAGGUAUUAGAGGCCAGAUUAACAAUGGUACCUCAAUGUCAACUAUUAGAUUCUACCAUUAAAACUAUAGAGGAACAACAGAGCAAAGAAACUGAUAUUGUUGAUAGAUAUAAAGAAGAAGUUGAUACAAAUGAACCUGAUCUAUUUAAAACUGUUAGAGAAGGUUUAGAGACAAGUGAUAUACGAAAAGAAGUUUUAAGAAUGACAAGAGCUUGUAAGCAGUUAGCCAAACAACAAUGGAAGAAUUUAAAGAUUCAGACCACAAAGAUUUAUCAUGAGCAAAUAAAGAAAGAAAGUGUAGAAUUAGAAAAUGGGGUGAAGGUCAUUUUAGAUCAUGCUGCUGAUAUCACCCAACAAUGUCUACAUCUUGAUAAAGCUUGUACAGAUAUAGAUGAAGCAAUUGAAAGAUUACAAAAUACAACACAAGCUGUAGAAGAAAAUAACAGUCAAAAUAAACAAGACCUAGAUCAGUUACAAUCAGCUUUAGAAGAAAAAAAUAAAUAUUUGAAAGAUAUGGAAAUAGCUGUGGUAGAGAGAGAAAAAGAACUACAAGAAAUAGAAGCUAAAAGUAUCAAAUUAGAGAACACUAGACAUCAACAACCAGAUAUUACUAUUGAUGUAUCAUCUAAAGAAUCAGAACUUAAAGAACUAAAGAAAAAAUUAGAAUACUUCAAAUUAAUACAUGAAUGGAGUGUUGAUUUUGACAGUAUAACAGAAAAUGGUGGAACAUUUUUAUUUUUAAAUAAAACUAUAUCAUUAAAUGUACAUUAUAAAAUAUUUGAAAAUAAUCAACACCAAAUACGAGGGGUUCAACUAGAAUCUAGAUUGUCAGAAGAUCAUGAACCUUGGUUUAAUUUAGGUCAUUGUUUAGCAAUGGAGCAACUUAAUUCUUUACACCUUAAUACCAAAUAUUUAGGGCAGAACAGCUUAAGUAAGUUAUUACAAGAAGUAUCUCAAGUAAUCUAUAAAAUAAGAAGAUUAAUAAAAGAUCUUGAUAAUCUGGACUAUAGACAUCAUAUUACUAUUCAAAAUAAUAUAGUAAGAUUUAAUGUUUUAAAUGUUGAGACAGUAAAGAAAGUGAAAGUUUUUGUAACAUUUGAUAGUAAAGAUAUCUUGUUACCUACUAUAGAUAUUAAACCUAUGGUUGGAAACAUCAAUCUAGAUAGUUUGAAAGAAGAUCUAAAGACAUGUAAAGGACAGGACUUCUUAAAGAAGCUACUCUCAAUUGUUGAACCUUUUCUAACUCAUUGA